AUGGAAUCCGACAAGAUGCCCUUUAUAAUCGCCCAUGAGUUCUUUGACGCACUACCUAUACACAGUUUCCAAUCUGCCCCUGCUGCUACCCCUCAACCAAAGCCCUCUUCAUCUACUUCAGCUCCGCAGCCACCACCCGAAAAUACCAAGCCCACCAUGGAAUGGCGAGAGAUGAUGGUGUCGCCUACACCACCGGGCAUCACUCACGCUCAGCUCGGAACACCAAAGUCGGAGCAGCAUGAGCCCCCCCCUGAAUUCCAACUUACGCUUUCGUCUACCCCUACCCGCCACUCUCGCUUCCUCCCCGAGACCUCUACUCGGUACCGCAAGCUCAAGAGCAUGCCCAACUCGAAUAUUGAAAUCUGCCCGGAUGCUUCCAUCUUUGCUACAGAUUUUGCGACUCGUGUCGGUGGUUCAGAUGAACAUCCCAAGACCAAGCCUAGUGGCGCCGCUCUCAUCCUUGAUUACGGAACCUCAGACACUGUCCCUAUUAACUCACUUCGAGGCAUCCGUCACCACAGGCGCGUGAGCCCCUUCUCCGCGCCCGGUCAGGUUGAUCUAAGCGCUGACGUUGAUUUCACCGCCAUUGCCGAAGUGGCUAUGUCGGCAAGUGAGGGCGUUGAGGUCCAUGGUCCUGUCACCCAGGGCGAUUUCCUUACAGUAAUGGGCAUCCGUGAACGUGCCGAACAGUUGACCAAGGCUCCCAGUGUAGAGAAGGACGCCGUUGACAAGAUCGAUGGGGCCUGGAAGCGUCUUGUUGAUAAGGGUCCAGAUGGUAUGGGGAAAUUAUACAAAGUGUUGGCCAUUCUGCCUGAAAACGAUGGUCGAAGGCGACCAGUUGGAUUUGGAGGUGAUAUCUCAGGUUAG
Molecule: messenger RNA, 867 nt
Organism: Fusarium poae
Lineage: Eukaryota; Fungi; Ascomycota; Sordariomycetes; Hypocreales; Nectriaceae
Exons: 1
Coding region: 1-867 (288 amino acids)
Biological process (GO): mitochondrial respiratory chain complex I assembly
Cellular component (GO): mitochondrion
Molecular function (GO): protein-arginine omega-N symmetric methyltransferase activity
Source: RefSeq, a predicted model, not a curated record